GUUUACUACUCGCCGGCAGAUUGUCAGCAGCGGUCGUGUUUUAUUGAGUUUAUACAUAAGCAUUUAUAUCUGAAAGAAAAUAAUGUCUCGGCUGAUGGGACCCCCUGAGAAGUUCCUGCCGUCUGAGUGGAAACAUGCAAACCAGGUGCAUUUCAGGAGCUCGGAGGCUGAACGAUCACUCUCACAGAGACUGACAGCAGAGUGUCAAAGACUCAUAGAGGAGAGUGACAGAUCUACCAAGCGCAUGCAACAGGACGCACAAAAUAAGCUGGAGCAGAGAAUCCAGGACAUCAAAUACUGGAAGCAGGAACUGGACCAGAAGUUUGAGGAGAUGGUGCAGGAGAUUGAGACCCUCGUCGUUUUUAAGAGCCGCGUGGAAAGGGCUUUAGAAAGCUGCUCUGAGCCUUUUCAAGUGACUUUGCAGUGUCUGGCUGAGAGACAGAAGCGGGUGGCGAUUGACCUUGUGCAUGAUGAGGUGGAAGAGGAGCUGUUGAAGGAGAAGGAGGUGAUUGAAGGAGUGAUGGUCCUGCUUCAGCGAACACUGGAGCAGAUCAAUGAGCAGAUCAGGCUCAUUCGUUCAGUGAAAUACUAUCUGGAAAAGGACUUGCAGGACAAAUUUCAGGCCGAGCGCAUCGAUGAUUUCUGUGCCCUUCUCACCAAUUCGUCGCCCAGCGUAAAAGGAGGGAAUUUAGCAGAUUUUAGCAGUGUUGGAACUGAAGUGACUCCUGAGGAGUGGGAGAGCCUCUGCAUCUUAAACAUAAGCAAAGCCGAGAAGGAGAAGAACAACUCUCUUUCUCUGAGAGCUCUCGUGGACAGCCUGCUGGAGCAGACGGCUGCAGACAUGCGCAGACAGUACGAGGCCGCGGGAAGAGCUUUUGAGCUCCGCAUAGAGGAGGCCAAAACUGCCAAAACACAGCUUGAGAGCCAGCUCAGUGAGCUGCUAGCGGAGACAGCAAAUCAAGAGAAAAAUCUGGAGUCUUUACGAGUGGCAGUGGCAGAGAAAGAAGCUCCGCUCAAAGUGGCUCAGACUCGACUGUCCUCUCGCAGCCAGAGGCCCAACGUUGAGCUCUGCCAUGACCCUGCUCAAAUCCGCCUGCUGAAAGAGGUCAAGGAGCUCGCAAACCACAUUGAGAGGCUGACUGAGGCACUUAGACUGUCAGAGAUGGAGCUGAAAGCUCUAGCAAGACGCCAGUUGAGCUUGGAGGAGGAGAUCCAGGUCAAGACCAGCUCCCUGUACAUAGACGAGGUGAUCUGCCAUCAGCUACGUCAGCCUGUGGUUAUUCACAACUUCUGAAGAAGGCCUAGUAUAUUUAAUUGUGUUUUAAAAAAAGAGUUUCCUUUAAAUAAUGCCGUGUCAUUUUGAUGGGUUCAAAACUGGGAUGUUUCCUCAUCCAUCUGCUUUGGUUUGUCUGUUUAUUCCAUCAUUCAAAGAGACUGUUUGAUAUGUAAAAGAAAAAAAAACAUACAAAAGGUAAAAUAAAAAAAAUAUAUACUAUCCUAAGGCUCACAAGUUACUUAGUUCUUGU
Messenger RNA from Puntigrus tetrazona (Sumatra barb), 1526 nucleotides. RefSeq names its product tektin 1 (gene tekt1). The transcript is spliced from 8 exons. Gene Ontology annotation, cellular component: nucleus; microtubule cytoskeleton. Gene Ontology annotation, biological process: cilium movement involved in cell motility; cilium assembly. Lineage: Eukaryota; Metazoa; Chordata; Actinopteri; Cypriniformes; Cyprinidae. Bases 83 to 1294 code for a protein of 403 amino acids. The record is from RefSeq and is a predicted model, not a curated record.